UCGCUACGACUACGAGCCUGCGAGUAAAGAAACCUAUAUCGUGGUGGGAGUGGCGCUAGCAUUUCCCUUUCCUCCGAUCCAUCAUCCGUGAAGAAAGAAAAAUCUCUAGCCUCCAUCGGGAGCCCAGCUCUCUCUCUCUCUCUCUCUCUCUCUCUCUCUCUCUCUCUGUGUUGUUAGAGCAGAUUUAUCCUUAAGAUCUGAACUCCUUAGUUAUUCGAGCUUUCCAACUGAAGCCCUAAUUGUGCUUUUGUUAUUUCUGGUGGAUUUGCGAAAAUCAUACUGUGCAUUUGUGCUUAUCUAAUACAAGGAAAAGUGCUGUGUGGUUAAAGAUUUAGACUGUCUUCAUGGAAAUUGAUCUAGAGACACAUGUGGAUGAACAUGAAAUGGAAAAUGUUGGACUGAAUGCUGAUGGAGAUGAACAUGUAAUGGAAGAUAUUGGGCUAAAUUUUGGUGGAAAUACUAUGACUGAUGGAGAGGUGAGUGGUGAAAAGGAAUCAGAUAUGAGUUCUACCAGGAGGUUUGUUGUCACUGAAGAGAAUGUAAAUUUAGAACCUUAUGAGGGAAUGGAAUUUGAAUCUAGAGAUGAAGCAUAUUCAUUUUAUAGAGAAUAUGCUAGGAUGGCAGGAUUUGAGAGUAUAAAGAAAAACAGCAUUCGUUCCAAGGCAAAUCGGGAGUUUAUCAGUACAACUUUUACAUGCUCUAGACAAGGAAAAAAGAAAGAGUCAGGUGAURUUGCGAACCAACGGCCUUGUUAUAAGAUAGGAUGCAAGGCAAGCUUGCAUAUGAAAAAAACAAAAGAUGGAAAAUGGGUUGUAUUUAGUUUUAUAAAGGAGCAUAACCAUGAACUUCUGCCACCCAAAUCCUAUUACUUCCGGAGCUACGAGAGUACAAAUUCAAUAAAUAGGGAUAACAUGGAUGGUCUCAUGCAUAUGAUGCCCAUGCAUAAUGGUGAAUAUCUGGAGAGGGAUGUUGAAAAUCAAAGACAUUUGUACCUUGAAGCAGGAGAUAGACAAGCUAUGCUUGAAUAUUUUACAUGUAUGCAGGAAGAGAACACAAACUUCUUCUAUGCAAUUGAUUUGGAUGAUGAACAACGAUUGAGAAAUGUGUUUUGGGUUGAUCCGAAGGGUAGGCAUGAUUAUACUUAUUUUGGUGAUAUAGUAUCUUUCGAUACUACAUAUAUAAAAAAUAGGUAUAGAAUGCCAUUUGUUCCUUUUAUUGGAGCAAACCAUCACUUUCAGCCUACAUUUUUUGGGUGUGCUUUAAUUGCAGAUGAGACUAAAUCUACUUUUCUUUGGAUAAUGAGGACAUGGCUUAGAGCAAUGGGUGGAGUUGCUCCAAAGGUGUUAGUUACUGACCAGGUUGAAUCCAUGAAAGCAGCUAUUGUAGAAAUCUUUCCAAGCACACAUCAUCUGUUUGGUUUGUGGCAUAUAUUAGGAAAGAUUCCAGAUAAGCUUAGUCAUGUAAUUAAAAACCAUGAGAAUUUUAUGGCAGAGUUUAAUAAAUGCAUCUAUAGGUCAUGGACAGAUGAAGAGUUUGAAAGCCAGUGGUGGAAAAUUGUUCAAACUUUUGAACUUGGGGAAGAUCAGUGGAUGAAAUCAUUGUAUGAAGAUCGCAAGAAAUGGGCCCCAACAUACAUGAAGGACACUUUCUUUGCAGGGAUGUCUGCUGGUCAACGAUCUAAGACUAUUAACUCUUCAUUUGACAAGUAUUUAACGAGGAAAACCAUGUUGAAAGAAUUUUUCCAACAAUAUAAAGUCUUUUUGCAAGAUAGAUAUGAAGAAGAAUCCAAAGCAGAAAUUGAUACAUGGCAUGGAAUACCUACUUUGAAGUCGCAUUCACCUUAUGAGAAACAAAUGUCAACAAUCUACACUCAUGAAAUCUUUAAAAUGUUUCAAGUUGAGGUAUUGGGUAUAGUUGCAUGCCAACCAAAAAAAGAGAGGCAAGAUGGGACCACCAUGAUAUUUAGGGUCCAAGAUUUUGAAGCAGAACAUGACUUCAUUGUUACUUGGGAUGAAUCAAAAUCAGAGAUAUCUUGUCUAUGUCAUUUAUUUGAAUAUAAAGGUUUUCUUUGUAGGCAUGCAAUGGUUGUUUUCCAAUUUGCAACUGUAUCAACAAUCCCCCCUCAUUAUAUACUUAAACAAUGGACAAAGGAUGCAAAAAGCAGGUAUUCUACRAGAGUGAGAACAGAAGUAGUGCAAUCUAGAGUACAACGCUAUAAUGAUUUAUGUCAACGAGCCCUUAAAUUGGGUGAAGAUGGAUCAAUAUCUCAAGAGAGUUAUAAUAUUGCAGUUUGUGCACUUGAGGAAGCUAUUAGGCAAUGCACAAUUGUGAACAGUUCUAUUAAGGGUUCUGCUGGAAAUCGCAAGAGUGUAAAGGGUCAGGGACAGUAAACUCAUUGGUGCCAACUUGGGGUGGUAACUAGGGAAUUGGCUAGAGCAUGCAGGUGUUGGUAUGACAUUCUCUAAUAUGACUGAUAUAGUUAGUAAAAUCACGUUCUUGAAUUCAUCUAGGUCAGUUCAUGUACAAUCCCUUGUCUAUUAGUACUGUAGAUAGAUGAUGUGGCUAAUACAAAGUUUUGGACUAUGUAUUGUAUAGGCCAACAUUUGAGGGGGUGUGUAUUUAAGAGUGGCACCCCAGUCCUUGUCAGUUAUAUUGCCACCACAUAUUGGGUUAUCAAGCAUUGUUCUGUUUUGAGAAUUAUAAAUUGAAAAGUUACUUGGGAGUAAGAAGGCUUCCUUUUUCUGUGCAACAAGUCAUGUAUAUUACUGAAUAAAAGGCCUAUGUAGCAAAACUUCCCUCAUUAAUCUGGCUCCGGAUCUUCUACCCACUUGACACCACCAGCAUUUCUCCCCACAUUACCCAGCUGCCACCUGUCCAUUAACACGAGAGCUCAACCCUCAUGUGUGAAAUUAAAUGUCCAUUCCAUUACUUCUUAAACUGGAAACCCAAAACCUCUCUUCUCCUAAUUUUUCCCAUUCAAACAAGAAAUCCUAACCUUUCUAGGUGUUCUGAAAUUACUUGAAGAAGCUAUUGCUUCAAAUCUGAAUCUGAGUUAUAGCAGUCAAAUUCAUGUUUCCUUUGAAAGUUCAAUUUGAGAUGCACAGGUAGUGCCUUUUUUAGGCACUGAGAUGAGUAGAAGAGUUUAAAACUUUCAGUAUGGUUUUGCAGAGCACCAGUUGUUUACUCAGCAUGGUAUUUGCUUCCAUGGCCUAUUGAUGAUAUGAUGARAAGAUUCUCUACCAAGAAUCAGAAUAAAUAAUUUGCUACUGUUAUCUUAAACUGAUGAAUAUUGAGAUCUUGCCAAUGCAUUGUUUUUUUUUAGUAAAAAUGCUUUUUAACUGCAAAAAAAAAAAGAGCACCCAUUACAAUGGACACAAAGGAACAUUAGUCUGCUUGAAGAAAUGGUAAAACUUGGCCUAAUUGGUGUUGGCUAUGGUUGGAGUAGUGCAGCUUGGCUGCAAUAGAGUAGUCAAUCAAGACUACAAUCAGUCUUGAAUUCGAAAGCAAAAAGAAAGAUUUCAGAAGAAAAGAAGAAGAAGAGAGGGAGAA
Nelumbo nucifera (sacred lotus) is the source of this 3549-nucleotide messenger RNA. Its product is annotated as protein FAR-RED IMPAIRED RESPONSE 1-like. Gene Ontology annotation, molecular function: zinc ion binding. Gene Ontology annotation, biological process: regulation of DNA-templated transcription. The record is from RefSeq and is a predicted model, not a curated record. NCBI's taxonomy places the organism in Eukaryota, Viridiplantae, Streptophyta, Magnoliopsida, Proteales, Nelumbonaceae.